GGCCGCCUCCAAGGCGGAGGGGGCAACCUUUUUUGAGGGUCUCGCCUCAGUCAACCCGGCGGCGCCCCUCCGCCUCCUGGAUGGCAGCACGCGGGGCAGCUGUUUCGCGGCUCCCGGCCCGGCCUGGACGGCCUGCGGGGCGCGCGCCUCCGAGAGGCUCCCCCCGGAGCGGGCCCGAUGGUCUCGACCGGCCCGGCGCGCGCGGGAGCCCGGGGGGCGGGGCGGCGGCCCAUAAAGGCUGUUGGGGGCGGGGCGCGCUCAGUCAGCGUCGCGAGAAGGGGAAGUCGCCGUAGUCGCCGCCGCCGCCGCCACCGCCGGACCCCAGUCCCCCACAAUCCCGCCCGCCGCGUCGCCAUGGCCUGCCGGCCGCGAAGUCCCCACGGGUGCGGGAGCCGCCGCGACGGCGACGCCAGCCCGCCGCCCGCCUCAAGAUGGAGCCUCGGACGCAAACGCACGGCUGACGGGAGGCGCCGGAAGCCGGAGGACGCCGAGGGCGCCUCGAGGCCGCCGGGCGACCGCAGACCCGACAGCUUUACCACUCCCGAAGGCCCUAAGCCCCGUUCUAGAUGUUCAGACUGGGCAAGUGCAGUCGAAGAAGAUGAAAUGAGGACUAGAGUUAACAAAGAAAUUGCAAGAUAUAAAAGGAAACUCCUCAUAAAUGACUUUGGAAGAGAGAGAAAAUCAUCAUCAGGAAGUUCGGAUUCGAAGGAGUCUAUGUCAGCAUUGCCAGCCGACUUAGAGACCGAUGAAAGUGUCCUGAUGAGGAGACAGAAGCAGAUCAACUAUGGGAAGAACACCAUUGCCUACGAUCGCUAUAUUAAAGAAGUCCCAAGGCACCUUCGACAGCCUGGCAUUCAUCCCAAAACCCCCAACAAAUUCAAGAAGUAUAGUCGACGAUCGUGGGACCAGCAGAUCAAACUCUGGAAGGUGGCUCUGCAUUUUUGGGAUCCUCCAGCGGAAGAAGGAUGUGAUUUGCAAGAAAUGGAGCAGAGGAGAUGCGUGUCAGCGCUCACGGGCAGCGAGGCCGUGGUGGCGUUCGCCUUCUCCUGGCUCUGUUCCGCGGUGACUGACGUGCUUGUUCUGACCGCACAGACGUCCUGUAGACCUCGGGGAGAUGGAGACGGAAUCUGCGGAGAGCAGCUCUGAGUCCCGGACGAGCUCUCAGGAUAACUUUGUCAGGAACAUAUAAAAUGAAAGUGCGUAGUUGCCUUUUCCUGCCUGCCUUCCAUCUGUGUCACCCUGAUAAGCCUGGGACGUGCCCUUCCAGUCUUCGGGACCAUCUGCAUCCCACAUACUCUGUGACUAUUCGAGGUGUUAGAAGUAACACAGGGACUCCCCUGGAGGUCCAGUGGUCAGGACUCAGCGCUUCCACUGCAGCGGGCUCGGGUUCAAUCCCUCAUCGGGGAACUAAGAUCCUGCAAGCCACGUGGCCAAAAGAAAAAAAAAAGUAACACUAAUGUCCAAGAGAGAGGAAUGACAAAAUUACAUUCAUAAGAAAUACAGCUACUACAGGUUGUUUUUGAAGACUGAUAACGUGGAAAAUCGCCAAGAUAAAUAAAAACAGGAUACUUAACCAUAGGACGAUCCCAGUUUUGUGGAUAUUUAUACACGGGCAGGACUAAGACCCAUGACGAUCUCAGCAGGUGGUAUCCUUGGUGUGGAUUAAGAGUGACCGUUGUCCCAGCUCAAGAAGCCGAUUCUGAAUGUGCCGCUCGUGGUCACAGAAGUUAGGGGGUGGCGACUGCACGGGCGGGUCGAGGGCCAGGCCCUGAAGAUCAGAGGCAGCGGUCCUGGCGGGGGGUCCUGGGGCGCCGAGGAGAGGUGGGAGCCGGCGGGACGUUCGGGGGACAGGAGAGAAGGCUGGGUGGCGAAGCGGAGCGCCCCGGCUCGGGCCUGCACUGCUCGAGCCCGAGGCACCGGGGAGCAGCGCGUUCGCCGCUGAGCACCGGCCACUACCACAGCAUCACUGCUGUGCUCACGAAACGCAGCCGUGGUAAAACACGGCUACCUCGUAACCAGGCCGCGCUCAGGUUUCCCGGUUGUCCCAAUAGUGUCCUUGUCGCAGGUCUUUUUUUCUCUUUUUUGGCCCAGAAUUUAAUCAAGGAUUACACGUUUAAUUGCCAUGUCUCUUAAAUUUCCUUUAGUUUAGAAUAGUCUUCCUGCCUUUCCCCCGGGACGUUGACCUCUUUGGAAGGGUUCAGGCCCGUUUUUAUGAAGCAGGAUGUUCCUCAGUUGGGAGUUGUCGUACUGUCUCCUUGAGGAUUAGAUUCAGGUUGAACCCUUUGGCCCCCGUUUUGGGGGUGAGGUGGGGCGGUCCUCAGCCCAGCGCCAGCGCCAAGUGCUCGGCGGUAUGACGUGAUUGCUUCAUGAGCCACGGUGGCACGUCCUGUCCACACAGUGGCUCCUGUUAGGUGUGAGCGGCUGUGGCUCAGGGGCCUUAAAGGUCACUUGGUCACUCAU
Molecule: messenger RNA, 2460 nt
Organism: Globicephala melas (long-finned pilot whale)
Lineage: Eukaryota; Metazoa; Chordata; Mammalia; Artiodactyla; Delphinidae
Gene: SLBP
Product: stem-loop histone mRNA binding protein
Biological process (GO): mRNA transport; mRNA 3'-end processing by stem-loop binding and cleavage
Cellular component (GO): cytoplasm; histone pre-mRNA 3'end processing complex
Molecular function (GO): histone pre-mRNA stem-loop binding; mRNA binding
Source: RefSeq, a predicted model, not a curated record